This is a messenger RNA of Paralichthys olivaceus (Japanese flounder), 1407 nucleotides long. The record is from RefSeq and is a predicted model, not a curated record. NCBI's taxonomy places the organism in Eukaryota, Metazoa, Chordata, Actinopteri, Pleuronectiformes, Paralichthyidae.
AUUUUCUCAAUGGGCAGGUCGUGACGUAGAAGUGAGGCAGAUGCUCCAUCAGCCAAUGAGGAGCGAUCAAUAGCGGAACAGACGGAAGACAGAGCAGAGGAGUGGCAGAGAAAGACGAGCACGAGCUCAGUCUGCAGAAACUCUGAAGUUAUCAGGUUUGAUCAGUUUCACAUUUGAGAAAGAGGAAACAACAACUCGAGCUGACAUGAAGACACUGGUGGUGGGAGUGGGCGGGAUGACCAAUGGUGGGAAAUCUACUCUGUCCAACAGUCUGCACCAGCUCAUACCCAACAGCUGCAUCAUCGCACAGGAUUCAUAUUUUAAGGAGGAUUCUGUCGUACCGGUGGACAACAAUGGCUUCAAGCAAUAUGACAUGCUCACUGCUCUCCACAUGGACACGAUGAUGAGCGAGGUCCACUCAUGGCAAAGAGAUCCUGAAUCGUUCCUGAGGCAGCGAGGCCUGAUCCCAGAGAGCGUGACGCAGACUGUCAUUACUGACGUGUAUGUGCUGAUAGUGGAGGGGUUCCUCAUUUUCAACUACAGGCCUCUGAAUGAUCUAUUUGACAAAAGAUUCUUCCUGGAAAUUCCAUAUGACGUCUGCAAGAGGAGAAGAAGUUCGCGGGUGUACACCCCUCCUGAUCCUCCCGGUUACUUUGACGGACACGUGUGGCCGAUGUACCUCAGGAACCGGCUGGAGAUGGACAGCAUGGUGUCUGAAAUAGUGAUUCUGGAUGGACUGAAGCCAAAAGACAAACUGCUGGAUGCCGUGUGUAGAGAUCUUUUUCAGGAAAUAGACAGACUCAGGGAGUCAGACAGAAAAAGUUGAACUCCCCCUGAAGGUGGUGACCGCUGCAGCCGUGGAUGUAAGGAAAGUUCCUCUUUUCGGACUCGUGUGUGAAUGAAGGCAAAGGCUGAGAAUGAACUGGAGAGACGCUGCCAGAAUCCCAGUUAACCUCUUUUAAUGGACAGUAUUACACAGUUAGGAUACACUCUGGGUAACAUGAAUAUUCGUUUUCUUUAAUGCUGAAUAUGAGACAGUGAACUGAUCGUCUCAGUACAAUGUCUUUUUUUAAUAUGUAAGGAGGAUUUUUGACAAUUCUUCAAUCUAACAUACAUGUAAUUGUUAAAGACUGUCACUCAUGCUUUGGCUUCACUUUCGGGGAGCUGUCAUGUCUUCCAUCUUUAUACACAGUGUAUGGUUAAGUGUAUGAUUGAUGUCCUCUGUCUCCACCUGGUGGUUGGAUCAGAUUUAUUGGAGACCAACCGGUGACCUACUUUUUACUGUUUCUUUUUACUCCUGUGACCUGAAUAUAAAUUAGUGUCUGACUGUUGCAAAUGACAAUAAAAGAAACACUAGAACUCUCAGUCACAUUUUUAACCAGGUAUUCUUAUUCAUCAUCAUAAAAA